CCCCUGAUGCGCCCUGCUACAUGCCUACUGUAGUACCGUAGUACUCCAGACUCCAGGGCUAUGUAUUGUACAAGUACAAUACAGGACACCCCCUUGCUACCCAAGUUGACAUCACCCUAGCAGUGCAACGUACUUGUAUUGUACAAUACAUAGUACCUAACUAGGGUAAAUUGCAAAAGCAAGGAUCUGGAACUUCUAUUUUCAAGCCAUCUUUCUCCAACUACAUCUCCGCUCUUGCACGUUUUCCACAUAUACAACCAUAUACAAUACGCAUAACACGCGUACGCAACAAGAUUUUUAUUUUAUUGUAAAUCGUCAUUGCAUGCAUCUACUGCCCAACAUUCUCGUGUUCUCAAACGCAUUUCAUACCCGGUACCAGGAAGCUUAGCCGGCAUCUUCAUUGUGCGGCCCGAGUAUUGUUUCCCUAUUCCCGUUCGUUUACCAGGGGUCCCAGUCCGCCGUUCUGGUGGGACACGUUCGAGAGCCUCACACCUACAGGACGCCACAUUUCAUCACAGGUACUCAGCUUAGGAACGUAUGUAGUCCGAUCGAAAGCUACCGAUCGCCGACCUCAAUACGCCUUUUUGGUAUUCUCAUUUUCCACAGACCAGUGACACAAAAUUCAGGUGAGCAAUGGCGGAUAUCCCAUUGCAAGUCAUAUCCGAGAAUUCGGUUUCGGAGAGGAGAAUUACUCCAUCAUGGUCGAUUACCCAACUGAGAAGAAAACUUGAGCCCGUCACGGGCAUUCCCCCGUCUUCUCAGCGUAUCAGCUUAAAGACCGCUACCAAGGAGACUAUAGCUGUCGAGGCUGCCGAUGAAGACACCGUACUCCUAUCAAAUUUCCCCUUGUCUGCCUAUGCAGAGCUGCAUAUCGUCGACACUCGGCCAGCUAGCCUCAGGUUGAAUUUGAAUGAUACCUCUGGUGUCGAGAAAUAUGUCAUGCCCGCAGAGGAGUACGAGAAGAAAUCUGACUCAGUCUUGGCUUGGAAGAAGGCUGAAAAAUUAGGCCGGUUCAAUCCGGAUGCUCCCAGCUUGGAAAAAGCCAAGAUCGAUGCCUUCAAUUUCGAUGUUAAAAGCAGGGGAAUAGAGGUAGGGAAAAGGUGCAGGGUUGGUGGCAAUGAUGCUCGCAGGGGAGAAAUCAAGUACGUCGGUGAAGUCAAGGAGAUCCCUGGCUCUAUAGGUGCUUGGGUUGGGGUACAUCUUGACGAACCGGUGGGAAAGAAUGAUGGUAGUAUUGGAAGUACUAGAUACUGGGGCACCGAAUCAGCGCUCAAACACGGUGUCUUUGUCAGACCAGAAAGGGUGGAGGUAGGCGAAUGGCCUAUGCUAGAUGACCUGGAAGACAUGGAAGAGAUAUGAUCUGAUCAGUCCACCAUCAAGUUUGUAUCUCAUAGAAAAUCUAAGUCAUUCUCAACCAUGGAAGGCAUCCAUGGAUGUUACUAUGAGACAAGAAAACUUACAGACUUUAGAAUACCCCUUAUAUCUUUUCAUUUACAGCACUACAUUAGUAUUUGGCCCCUAGAUGUAUCCCAGGUGCUACUGGGCACACGGCCUGC
This is a messenger RNA of Hypoxylon fragiforme, 1556 nucleotides long. Its product is annotated as CAP Gly-rich domain-containing protein. The record is from RefSeq and is a predicted model, not a curated record. Gene Ontology annotation, cellular component: nucleus; microtubule plus-end; cytoplasm. Gene Ontology annotation, molecular function: microtubule plus-end binding; alpha-tubulin binding. The transcript is spliced from 2 exons. Gene Ontology annotation, biological process: tubulin complex assembly; post-chaperonin tubulin folding pathway; cytoplasmic microtubule organization. Bases 634 to 1359 code for a protein of 241 amino acids. Lineage: Eukaryota; Fungi; Ascomycota; Sordariomycetes; Xylariales; Hypoxylaceae.